CACACAAAUCCAAGAGAAGUUAUGAAUAAACAAGAUGUUAUGAAACUUCAGACUUGUGUUCUGAAAGUGAACGUACACUGUGAAGGGUGUAAGCAUAAAGUGAAGAAACAAUUGCAGAAAAUCGAAGGCGUUUACUCUGUCAAAGCAGAUGUAGAACAGGGGAGAGUCACUGUUACAGGGAACGUUGACCCAGCUCUUCUCGUUAAGAAACUCAGCAAAUCAGGCAAACAUGCCGAGAUCUUGGGCGGUGGUGGAGGAGGCGGCGGUGGAAAGGGUUUUCCUAAUAUGAAUGGGCAAUUUGCAAAUCUCAACAUGGGUGGAAACAAUAAGCCUAAAGGUGGAAAGGAGAGUAACCAAGUUAAGGGUAAAGCUGGUGGUGGUGGAGGAGGAGGAGGAGGUCAGAAUCAUGGACAUGGUCAACCAAUGCAAUUGAAUCCUCAACAGAUUCAACAUAUGAUGAUGAUGAAGGCUGCUGCUGCUGCUCAUGGUGGUGGCGGUGGUGGUCAGAUGAAGAUGCCGCCUGUGGCAGCUAAGGAUCAGAAGAAGUCUGUUAAGUUUGCGGAUGAAGAUGAUGGUGAGUUUAGUGAAGAUGAUUAUGAUGAUGAGGAUUUCAGUGAAGAUGAUUAUGAUGAUGAUGAGUUCGAUGAUGAUGAAGAUGACGAUGAUGAGAUGGGACAUGGUCAUGGAGGAGGUGGAGGUAAUCACAUGCCUCCUAAUAAGAUGAUGAUGAUGCCUAACAAGAUGCCUCAGAUGGGUGGUCAUCAUGGUGGUGGUGGUGGACCUAAGGGCCCCAAUGAGAUAAUGAUGAUGAUGAAUGGGUUCAAAGGCGGUGCUGGUGGAGGAGGAGGUGGAGGAAAGAAAGGCGGCGGCGGUGGGUUUGAGAUUCCGGUGCAGAUGAAGGGAAUGGGUGAGGGUAAAAAUGGAAAGGAUGGUAAAAAAGGAGGUAAAGGAGGAGGAGAGAAGGGUAAGAAAGAAGGGAAGGAGAAUAAAGGAGGUGGGGGCAAAACCGGAAAAACAGAUGCCAAAAGUGGUGGUGGCCUUCUAGGGUUUUUCAAAAAGGGUAAAACUGGAAAAGGAGAUGAGAAGAAGGGCUCUGGGAAGAAAGAAGGUCAUGGGGGUAAUAAGGUAAAAUCUCCUGGUGGGGGAGGAGGAGUUCAGCAUUAUGAUAGUGGGCCUAAAAAAGGAGGAGGUGGGUCCAAAGGAGGAGCCCAUGGAGGUUUUGAUAUUGAUGAGCUCAUGAAACACAGUAAAGGAGGAGGAGGAGGUAACAAGGGCAAUCAUAAUCAUAGCGCAAAAGGUAUUGGUGGCCCAAUGGGUCCAGGCGGUCCAAUGGGUCAAGGUGGUCCGAUGGGUCAAGGUGGUCCGAUGGGUAUGAUGGGUCCAAGUGGUCCGAUGGGUAUGAUGGGUCCAGGCGGUCCUAUGGGUCCAAUGGGUGGCCAAGGCGGCUCUUACCAAGCGGUUCAAGGCUUGCCGAUGAGUGGAGGAGGAGGAUAUUAUCCAGGGCCACCUCAGGCAAGUCAUCAAAUGAACCAACAACAAUAUAUGCAAAUGAUGAUGAACCAACAGCAACAACAACAACAAGCUGCAGCUCAUGGAGGCUAUGGUGGUGGUCACGGUGGCGACAUGUACCAUCCGAUGAUGUACGCUCGACCUUAUCCUGCGGUGAAUUAUGCUCACCCGCCACCGAUGCCGCCUCCUCACUCGGAUUCUUAUACUCAUAUGUUCAGCGAUGAGAAUCCAGUCACGGCUCUUGCGUUCAUUUGCGCAAUCGCUUCUUUCUCGGACAAAUUCAGCAACCAAAAUCCCUCUGCUGAGAUCCAGAUACUUAAUAUUAAUCGGUUUAAGAAGCAAUCUCAUGGCAAUGAUGAGGUCAGCUUGACAUUGGAUAUAUCAGCAGACUUGCAGUCACUAUUUACUUGGAACACCAAACAGGUUUUUGUUUUCGUAGCAGCGGAAUAUGAAACCCCGAAGAAUUCCCUGAAUCAGGUUUCUUUAUGGGAUGCGAUUAUCCCUGACAAGGAACAUGCCAAAUUCCGGAUUCAAGUCUCAAACAAGUAUCGUUUCAUCGAUCAGGGACAGAAUCUUCGGGGAAAAGACUUCAACUUGACAUUACACUGGCAUGUCAUGCCCAAGACCGGGAAGAUGUUUGCUGACAAGAUAGUCAUGCCUGGUUACAGUUUACCAGAUGCAUACAGAUGAUGAAGAUUGAAUAAAACAUCAAACAUAGU
Molecule: messenger RNA, 2228 nt
Organism: Arabidopsis arenosa
Lineage: Eukaryota; Viridiplantae; Streptophyta; Magnoliopsida; Brassicales; Brassicaceae
Source: the annotation of a GenBank genome assembly